Molecule: messenger RNA, 690 nt
Organism: Limanda limanda (common dab)
Lineage: Eukaryota; Metazoa; Chordata; Actinopteri; Pleuronectiformes; Pleuronectidae
Product: THAP domain-containing protein 2-like
Exons: 5
Coding region: 1-690 (229 amino acids)
Source: RefSeq, a predicted model, not a curated record
AUGCCAUCCUUUUGUGCAGCCUACGGAUGCUCCAAUACCCGUUCUCUCGAAACGAGAACCCGUGGGAUCACCUUUCACCAGUUUCCCAAAACCGGAGAGAGGAGGAGGAUGUGGGAGGUUGCCCUAAGAGGAGACCGUUUUGCUGCCUCUGACCGUACAACGCUCUGCAGUGAGCACUUCAGGAGUGAGGACUUUGACAGGACGGGGCAGACUGUCCGGCUUAGAGAUGGCGCUGUGCCAACCAUUUUAACUUUCCAGGGGGUAUGUGGAGCCACUGGAGAGAGGAGAUUGGAGCGCAAGCGGCAGGCCACUGACCACUUCUAUGCAUGGCCUGCUUCCCCUAAGGCUAUAAAGGCCAAACUUGAAGAAGCCUCAGCGAGAGUGAGGAAACUGCAGCGGGAGAAGACUAAUGCCUUUAGGAGAGAAAAUAGGGCCAAAAACAACAUGCAGGCUCUUCUGGAGAAACUGAAGGAGAAAAAUCUCAUCAACGAAGAGCUGAAAGACAAGCUUGAAUGCUACUCAGAUCAUCCGGUUCAUCUCCUGUCGAGGCAGGGCGUAGAGUACACCAAGGCCCAAAGAGAUUUUGCCCUAACGCUCCAUCUGCAUGGUCCAAAGGCAUAUCACUACCUGAGAGAUACUCUGCAUAUUCACCUGCCACAUCCAAGUUCAUUACAAAACUAUUCUUCGUGA